Molecule: messenger RNA, 1770 nt
Organism: Spinacia oleracea (spinach)
Lineage: Eukaryota; Viridiplantae; Streptophyta; Magnoliopsida; Caryophyllales; Amaranthaceae
Exons: 2
Coding region: 248-1498 (416 amino acids)
Source: RefSeq, a predicted model, not a curated record
CUUAGGGCACCAUCUUUUAAACAAGGCUUCACUCGGCCUUGACAAGAAUUGGAGGGUUGCUGAACAGUGUCCGGCGGGUCCUGCUGAGAAAUAUUACACUGUUUCUACUUUCUGCGCGAAAGCUUGUCGUGGUCGGUCAGCCAGCUUUGUGACUCCUUCUGCCGUUGUGGACCGAGGUGUUGUUCCUCGCGUUGUUCGAACAAAGGUUCCGGCAGCUGACCAGGCUACAUCCUCAGCCCAAGACGAAAUGACUACUGGCAGGUUUGCUUCUCUUCCUACCGGUCGGGGGGGACAUGCUACUCGGAAGAGGUCUUCCAGCCAGGCGAAGACCAGUUCUCCCAAACGGUCAAAAAAUGACGCUGCGAAGACAGCGCAGGAGAAGGUGAAAGACGUCUACGCCAGCGUCGACAAGCCCUUGCAGACAUCUGGCGCUGGAAAGAAGAUUGCUGAACAGCCUGCUCAGUCGGUUGAGAUUUUGGAUGCUGACCUUUUGUCCAAAUUGAACCGGAAGCAGGUGUUGAGCGAUUUGAUUAGCGAUCCGAUCCAUCCUGUGCCUGUGUCGAGGCAUAGCCCUUCCAUGAACCGGUCUGCCAGCUCGGCCUCUAAGUAUGGGGUUAUAGUUCGUUCUGGGGGGUUCAUCGAGGACAAAACUGUUGUGCUAUCUCCGGAUAUUCUUGCCGGUCUAGCCGCUGCUCCCGGUCAUGCUGAAGAGCACUGGCAGCCCCAGAAUGAUGUUCUGAGGGGUGAGUCUAUCCUUUUUGACCGUCCUAAAGACGGAGGUACACUGGGCUACCGGUCUCUGCGCCAAGUUGUUACACCCGCCGACGGUAUGCCCCAGGAGAUUGAGACGCCGGCUGCACAGUUGAUGCAUGACCUGUACUCGGUGACGCAAUCUGCUACCGAGCUUGUGGAGUGCUAUCGGAGCUAUCAGCGUCGUUUAAAACGAUCGCAAGCUGAGAAAGAGAAGCUUCAGACGGACCUUGCUGAAUCGGUCAGGACUGAAGGUGACUGCCGGAAGGAGAUUGCGAGACUUGAGCUGGAUGUUAUUGCCGCAGGCAAUAGGAAGGCUGAACUAGAGCUUCUUCCAGCCAAGUUGACGGCCGAAGAGCAGAAGACGGCUGAGCUGCAGAUCAAGCUGGAUGCGGCGCUGCAGGCGGCCCAAGAUGCUGAGAAAGCUGCUAAGGAUGAUCGCAAGGCUGUGGCGCUGAAGGCUGUGCAGAAAUUUAUGAAGUCUGACUUCUACUGCGAGGAGAUGAAGGGGCGCUACAAUGGUGGGUGGACUGCAGCUCAUCGUUGUGCCGUCAAAGCCUUGACGCUGACUGAGGAUGCCUGGGGUAAGGUGGAGGGAUCCUAUGAAGAGGGUGGCCAUAUUGAUCCGACUGGCAUGGAGACCCAGACCUUCCCAGACAUCGUCAUUCAGAAUGCUGACCCUCGCCUUCUGCCCGACAGGGAGAUUCCCGAGUCUGCUUACUGGAGUGAUGCAGACUACUCAGCUUGACGGUCUUGGCAGUCAUCACCAGGCUCUUCCUGUGGUUCUUCCAACAGUUUUUUCCGGCCUCAUACUUGUUAAUGUCUGUUGGUAGCUUUUGAAUAUCAUUUAGCGGAUGUAACUUAUAAACAAUUUCCUUUUUUGGUACCUUUUAGCUGUUUGUGGCACUUUGUCUUUUGCCGUGUGUUAACUGUUUCAAGAACGUUAUUGUCGUCUUGGCUGCGCCGUCUGAGGCGUAUGUUUGUGCCUUUUAGCAGCUACUCACUCCGCAUUUAGUUAUU